AUGAUCCCAAUCAAUCGCGAAGAGUAUCCAGAAUGGCACACUGCGAGACAGGCAACACUGCUGGAGAACCCGUGUCGAGCGUUCAGUCGGUUUUGGAAGGAGCUGUUAAGGCGACACAAAAUCUCGACCCAGUAA
Tuber melanosporum (Perigord truffle) is the source of this 135-nucleotide messenger RNA. RefSeq lists its product as uncharacterized. NCBI's taxonomy places the organism in Eukaryota, Fungi, Ascomycota, Pezizomycetes, Pezizales, Tuberaceae. The transcript is spliced from 2 exons. The coding region runs from base 1 to 135 and encodes 44 amino acids. The record is from RefSeq and is a predicted model, not a curated record.